This is a messenger RNA of Stereum hirsutum FP-91666 SS1, 1284 nucleotides long. RefSeq lists its product as uncharacterized. The transcript has a single exon. The record is from RefSeq and is a predicted model, not a curated record. The coding region runs from base 1 to 1284 and encodes 427 amino acids. NCBI's taxonomy places the organism in Eukaryota, Fungi, Basidiomycota, Agaricomycetes, Russulales, Stereaceae.
AUGCACGCGGCACCCUUCGGCCAGAAUAUCAAAGAAUUACCUUCUGAGCUCUGGAUACAUAUCUUCGCACUCGCCACACACGUUCCGAAGAUGAUGGAUGUUAGUCCAGACGACCCUCUCCGUGCCAAUACGCCCAUGAGUCCACAUGGCAACUAUAGUCAUUCCUCCUUCCUAUCCGCACGGAAAUCCAAUCUCUCCUUAGCCCUCGUUUGCAAGCAUUGGUACAACCAUGCUAUGCCAGUACUAUUUGGCAUGCUUAAUGCGAAGCCAGGGUUUACUUUGCGUACCCUCCGAGACACCAUCGUGGAAUCACAGCGAAGAGCCGAUGCGAGCGGCCCUCAAGUGCGCUCUUUGGGAAGCUUCACACGGCGCCUCGAGCUUCGCCAGGGUGAAGGAGGAAUUUACUACGAUAACGACGACUUUCGCUGUCUUGCAGAUAUGCUUCGUUACCUGCCCAACCUCCAUAUCAUUGCACUCGAACUCCACAGGAAGGAGGUUCAAUUACCCAACUUCGUCAUCGAAACCUUGCUACAGACAUCCGGUCAUUCUCUUCGCCGAGUCUAUAUCAACCCGAAGUCGAAAAUUCGCCUCCUACCGAACCAGUAUGAGUCUAUCAUAGCGAGAUGCCCUCAAAUCCGUGCUGUCUACCGAGGAGGCAUCGAAGAAUCGAUGUGCGCCGUUGACCUCCUUCAAGCCUCCAACUUAUCCUUUGUCGACGUCACGACGACUCCCUGCACGUUAACCCAUUCCAACUUCGGUCACCAUUCCUGUUCUUCCACUCAAUCCGCGCUCUUCAAUGAAUGCACUAUAGCAUCUCCUGCAGGCAUUCGCUCAAUCCAGCAUUUUGUCGCCGUCCAGGGCCGACACCUCCGCGCAAUAUUCAUGGACAUCGGCGUGACCGCAUUACCUGGUGGCAUCCAGGGCGCGCUGAACCUCGUCGAAGAGCAUUGCCCCCAUCUUGAGCACCUCAUUCUUAUCAUCAAGGGAUGGGAUGAUCUUCUAGCAGCACCGCUUCGCAUCCCUCCCGUACACCGCCUGGGUCUGUUCUACGAUGAAUCGUACGGCAGCUCAGGACUGGGUGGCUUCUCGGAUCUGUUCGAGUGGUUCGCGGGAUGCGAGGUACCAUCGUCGACGAGCGCCGUGCGCUUGCUUGGGGAAACGCAGGUCAAGAAAUUACGUGCGUUGUUGGCAGCGGGCUACAAUCCUGGAAUUGAUCGGUUGUCGAAUCGGUCGUAUAGGCUGGAGGAUUACGAGGGGAAUCUGUUUGUUGUUCACGAUCAGUAA